CGGUGCUUCCCGCUCCGCGUGACCAGAACGCCGCGGCCCGGCCCUUCCGCGGCGGUUGAGGUCCGUAUAUAAGAUGAGGCGGCCGAGGGCAGACUGGGUUUUGGCGUUGGGCUCCUGCGCGCGCCGCCCCGCCCCGCCCUCCCGCCAGAUUCUGCAUCCUACACGGAAGUCAUCAUGGGCUUUUUCCAACUCCUGAUGAAAAAGAAGGAACUUAUUCCUUUAGUGGCCAUCAUGACCUUUGCGGCGAGUGGAGCCUCAGCGUUCGCCCUGUAUUCCUUCAAGAAAACCGACGUGAUUGUUGAUCGAAAAAGAAAUCCGGAACCCUGGGAGACUGUGGAUCCAAAUGUACCUCAGAAGCUUGUGACAAUCAACCAACAAUGGAAACCCAUUGAAGAGUUGCAGAAGGUCCGAAAGGCGACCAAAUGACCACUCUUCGCCUCUUUCUUCCCAAGAUUACUCUAUGAAUCUGGUGGAAACAUUUCUGCACAGACUAGAUUAUGGAUGGCAGUGUGCGGAAAUGCUUCUGCUACAUUUUUAGGGUUUAUCUGCAUUUUCUGGACUCUGGAUAAAGCAUUCAAGGUAGUGCAGUAAUAACCAACUAGUACAAAAAUAAGUUUCUGUGUUUAUUAUUGUACUUUUGAAUUUUGCAUAUUGAAAUGUGUAUGUUUAUGAUGCCAGAAUGUUUUUCCUGAAAUGUACAAAAUUUGUAAAGAGAUGCCUUUAAUAAAAUACCAUUUGUGCAAAGA
Oryctolagus cuniculus (rabbit) is the source of this 746-nucleotide messenger RNA. RefSeq names its product cytochrome c oxidase associated subunit FA4L3 (gene COXFA4L3). NCBI's taxonomy places the organism in Eukaryota, Metazoa, Chordata, Mammalia, Lagomorpha, Leporidae. Gene Ontology annotation, cellular component: respiratory chain complex IV. The record is from RefSeq and is a predicted model, not a curated record.